Molecule: messenger RNA, 2399 nt
Organism: Ictidomys tridecemlineatus (thirteen-lined ground squirrel)
Lineage: Eukaryota; Metazoa; Chordata; Mammalia; Rodentia; Sciuridae
Gene: Mip
Product: major intrinsic protein of lens fiber
Biological process (GO): water transport; transmembrane transport
Cellular component (GO): plasma membrane; apical plasma membrane
Molecular function (GO): water channel activity
Source: RefSeq, a predicted model, not a curated record
GGACCCAGGUGCUUUGCCCAUCCCCUCUGCCAUGUGGGAACUGCGGUCUGCCUCCUUCUGGAGGGCCAUAUUUGCCGAGUUCUUUGCUACCCUCUUCUACGUCUUCUUUGGGCUAGGGGCCUCACUACGUUGGACCCCUGGACCCCUGCAUGUCCUGCAGGUGGCCCUGGCUUUUGGUCUGGCCCUGGCUACACUGGUGCAAGCAGUGGGCCACAUUAGUGGAGCCCAUGUCAAUCCUGCAGUCACUUUUGCCUUCCUUGUGGGCUCCCAGAUGUCCCUGCUCCGCGCCUUCUGCUAUAUGGCAGCCCAACUCCUGGGAGCCGUGGCUGGGGCCGCUGUACUGUAUAGUGUCACCCCGCCUGCUGUCCGAGGAAACCUAGCGCUCAACACGUUGCACCCUGGGGUGAGUGUGGGCCAGGCCACCACAGUGGAGAUCUUCCUGACGCUCCAGUUCGUGCUUUGCAUCUUUGCCACAUACGACGAGAGGCGAAAUGGUCGCCUGGGCUCCGUGGCCCUGGCCGUUGGCUUCUCCCUCACUCUGGGGCACCUCUUUGGGAUGUAUUAUACUGGUGCAGGCAUGAAUCCUGCCCGUUCCUUUGCUCCUGCCAUUCUCACCAGGAACUUCACCAACCACUGGGUGUACUGGGUGGGCCCGAUCAUUGGAGGGGGUCUGGGCAGCCUUCUCUACGACUUUCUUCUCUUCCCCCGGCUCAAGAGUGUUUCUGAGAGACUGUCUAUCCUCAAGGGUGUCAGACCCAGUGACUCCAAUGGACAACCAGAGGGCACAGGGGAACCUGUUGAACUGAAGACCCAGGCUCUGUAAAAGCUCCAGAUGGAGUGAGGGAGUAGAAAGCUUCUGGGUUUCUGUGGAGGGGCUGAGACAGCCCCUAGAUGAAGAAAAAAACUGUGGGGAGGGGCAUGUACUUCUUUAUUUUUUAACUUAUGUGUGUGUGUGUGUGUGUGUGUUUUUUUUUUUCUUUUGCUGUGUGAAAUCUUUCAAGUUGCAUUCAUGAGCUGGUUGGUACAAACUUCCCUUCCUCCCCAUCCCACUUCCCUUCGCCGUGUGUGCAUGAUUGUGUGUAUGAAUGUAGGUGAGUGUGGCUGUGUCUGAGUUUUGGGGCAUGAGAGCUAGGUAAGGAAAAAGGUGUCAACGUAUAUGUCCUUCCCCCCAGCCUGGUGUGAUGAGUUCAGGGAACCGACCUUAAUUUCUGGCCUUUACCCUGCUUGCAGUCAAAUGUAUGGCUCUUGAUUUCUGAGGGAACAGGUAAGCAGAGAGAUUACUCCUCCCAGAGACAGAUGUAGAAAGUAGACAGGGUAUUCCAAGGGUUGGGAGAAAGGACUCAAGGUAGGUGGGUAGGAGAGGAAAUGGAGGUAUUAGCCCCAGAUCACUAUGCAAGUUUACCUAAAAGUUUUAAUGAAGAUAAUAGGAGAAUGUAGCUUACUUAUCUCACGGAUGCUUGCCCCAGGGACUUGGGUGAGGAAGUAGCUCUGAGAAAAGUGAACACUGGGACUUGGGCUGUUCUGUAAAACCACAUAAACCUGUCUACAUUCACUGGCUGGGUUGUGUGUUCAUUCUGGCAUAAUGGAUCUCCUUGGAGGUCCUGGGCCAGGGAGCUCCCAACCUAAAUAGCAGGUGGGCGAGCCUAGAAUCUAGAAAAAUUAGGCAGCUUAAGGAGUCCAUUUGACAUGCCCUGGCAGAUGGAACUUAAGCCCCAAAAUUAUUUCCUAAAGGCAAAACAGGAAAUUUUAUGCCUGGAAAAACAUAGGGGAAGGAGUCUGUGACAAGAAGGGAGAGGCUUUGACUUUCGGAGAUUUAGCUUAUUCAAAACAAAUCAAAACACUGUCCAAAUGGAAUCUUUCAGCUUUUAUCACUACUAGCUCCAUAGUCUUUUUUUCUUUUUGUACGUAUCUUUUAACUUUUCUCUCAUCUGUCCUUUCAUCUCAUAGCUAACCCUCCCUCAUAACCCAGAAACUCAUUCCUUGUAUUCAAAUGAGUAAUACUUCAGGAGAUAACCUUUCUUUUCAGCCCCAUCUUCUUUCAAUUCAUUGGCAAAAUACACUGUAUCAGCAGAGGCUGGAAGAGAUCCUCAACUGAAUAAUGAAUAUUUAUUGUUGAUUUCUUCCUUUUAUAAGCCUCUUGCAUACUUGUUAGACUUAUGCCUACAGUAUGACAGUCAACUUUAAUUUCGGCGAGUACCUCCACUUCCUCCCAAAUAAAAUGUAACUUUUCCAACUAACCCUGAUGGAUUUUGGAAUAGUCCAUUGACCCGAAGGGGAAAAUGUGAAUUUAUCUCUAAUCUGAGCUUGGUUAUUAUUAUAAUUCAGCAGACUAUUCAUAGCGUUGUGACUUUUAGGUCAAUGUAGGGAACAUAUUCGGAUAAAACAGUCCUUUUACUCGC